Messenger RNA from Aedes albopictus (Asian tiger mosquito), 980 nucleotides. RefSeq lists its product as uncharacterized. The transcript has 3 exons. Lineage: Eukaryota; Metazoa; Arthropoda; Insecta; Diptera; Culicidae. The coding region runs from base 330 to 911 and encodes 193 amino acids. The record is from RefSeq and is a predicted model, not a curated record.
GGUGAAGGAAAGAGAGAAAACAACCUAAUUUUGGGUAACUAGUUUAUUCGAUAUACUCAGCUUUGAGUAAAAUCGACCCAAAAAUUAGGUAGUUUGAUUUCUCCGUGUAGGUAUUUCAGAGCAUUUUUGCUCGUUCUUUUAGGUUCUUUUGAGCCGUGUCAUAUUAUCUAGAUGGCCAUGGAAACGAGUUCAAUUUCUGUCCGGUAAACACUGUCAUCGACAUCACACAAACGUCAAUUUAAACUUGUUCACAACUCCAUCGAGCUCCAACGCAGUAACGAUUCCCUAAUAUUGACAGUCAUUACUGUUUUUGUCAACGGGAAAGCCAUAUGGAUUUCUGUGAGCCGGAAGUAGUUUCCUGCACGAUGAAAGGUCAUCUGGAUCUUGUAGCACUGCAUCAGAAUCUGUCGUUGCCAGCAGCAGCCCAAUCGCUAUCGCUGAAUUUCAAUGACAGUCGAAUGCAAGACGACUCACUCCUGGGAUGUUCCCUUUCAUCCAUCGAGGUCAGUCAGGAAAGCACAAGCGAUCGGCAAACUUGUUGCUGCCGGCAUAAAUCCACUGAUAAAAGGAUCCAGCAACUGGAGCAUGAGAAUACCGAACUGCGAUCGCUACUGGAGCAACUGCUGACGGAAACGAAACACCAAAUGGAAGAGAUGAAUCGGCACCAGAUAGAAAUCGAAUGCCUCCGAGAACAGCGAGCGAUGUUGCUGGGAGGACCGCUGCACAAAUUUCCCAACGGACAAAGACUCAAAGACUGUUUCGGUGAGGAGUUGGAAACGAUUGGGUUAGAGGAACAUGAACCGCUGAGAAUGUUUAUAGUAAACGGGAGAUUCAGGUUCGAAGAAAUGCGAAAGUGGAAGCGGUAUGGCGAAAAGGAUCGGAAGUCGUCCGUCCGAAGGUAUCAUAUGUGAUGUUUCUGAAUUGGUAUGGAAAUUCCGUAAGUAAUAAAAAUUAGCAAUGCAACAAACCUUGCAUAGAAA